GAUGGAAGAAGAAGAUUAUUAUAAUAAUGAUUUCUUAAUGAUAGGUGAUUAUAUAUGUUUAUAUUGCGAAGAAACUGAAGGCUAUGUUUUCGGUUGUCAAACCAGUUCUGCUCAUAAUGCUUUAUAUAUAUAUCAUCGCCAAGAUGCAUCUAAACCAGCUAAUAUUCCAAAUCCUCAUUGCGUUACAUUUCAAAUUUGCAUACAAAAUCGUUACAAACUUCAAAAGAAAUACAGAAAGUUAUUGUCACAAAGUUUGGCAAAUCCAACUAAUUUGCAUAUUCGUUCUCUUCUUCACCAAGCAAAGGAAGGAGCGAAAGCAGAAAUGGAAGAUAAUGCUUGUGAAGAGAGGAGGCAGAGAGGAGCAAGAGUUCGUUACGGAACUAUUAUUCAAUUAAAGCACACAUUUACUGAAAAAUUUGUUCAUGCUAGUACGACUGAAACUAGCAAGAGAGAUAAAAAUAACAUGAGAGUAUCUAUCGAAGGGUAUAGUGCGCAUCAAGCUCACUUCCGGUUACUUCCCCGCUAUAAAGUAAAGUCUGAGGGUGAAAUUGUUCAGAUAGGUGAUCAAAUUGUUUUGGAGAGUGUAAAAUGUAAUGGACAGUAUUUACACUCAAGUGCCAUAUUUACAAUAGAUCACGUUGUUGGUAGAGGAUCGGAAUUGAAUCUUGCUGUUGAUCAGACAGGAUUUACUGUUGUUCGUUACAGCAGAGCGCCGAAAAUAGAAGAAACUCCAACUUCACUUUCAACGGAAUACGAAGAUUUAAUAAAAGGAGGUUCAGUUGUACGUCUUUUUCAUAAAGAACUUGAAGCAUACGUUGUGGCGGAAGGUCUAUUUAAUGAAUCGUUAAUUGAACAAGUUCACCUCAGAAUACGUCCAGUUGAUCAGAUGAUUGCGAAAACGCUCUAUCCGUCAACUUCAGCAAUAACUUACUGGCAAAUAGAGUCUGAAUCAAGUGUUCUCAAUGGUCACUCAAUUAGAUGGCAAACUCAAAUUCGAUUGCGCCAUUUUGUCACUCGCCUUUACCUUAAAAUAGAUCAGGAUAAUAGAGUCGGUUUAAGCGUUGAUGGGAAACAUCCAAAUACAGUUUUCCGUUUUCAUCCAUUAAUGAGAGAAGCUGAUGAGAUGAGAUUUGAAAGUUAUGCUCGAUUGGAGCAUGUUCUUAGUGGUUCUUGGCUUCAUGCAGAUCGGGAUUCCGUAUACGAAAAAAGAGCUUUCGGUGGUCAUGGAGAUGAUGGAUCUAUGAACGAUUUAAGAUGGGAUGGCGCCGAACUAAGAACAAUAUCGGCCACGAACGAAAGAAUGUAUCACGAUGCUUAUACGUUACAAAAGGUAGAUGAGAUUAAUUUAGCAGAGGCCAAUUUUGUAGCGGGACAAGUACCUUUCUUAACUAAGCUGAUAAGGGAUUUAGAGGCAAGAAUACCUAAACCCGACGAGACGUCAUUUUUAAAUGAUCCUCCGUCAAAUUCGAAGAAGGAUGGUGGAAUAUUGAAUGUCAAAAGAAAUUGGAGGAUUUGCACAGCUCUUAGGGAAUUACAAGAUUUUCUUAUUAUAGAUAAUCAACCGAUUAAAAGAAGACAAAAAUUAAUGAGAAACUUUUGCAUAAUAGAUCUAUUAGUAAAAAUUCUUCAAUUGCCUGUCAAAGAUGUUAUUAAUCAGGAGUUGAUGACGGAAGUUACGAAAUCAGUAUAUGGAGUAUUACAUACCUACAUGAUGGGAAAUUCUAGGAAAAAUUCCUUAUAUUUUGCAAAAUAUAUAGAUUUCUUUCAAUCGAAAUUUAGUCAGGCAGGCGAAAUUGGUUUAGAUAUUGCUCAAAUGAUAGUUGAGCUCAUUAAGGAUAAUCGCGAGAUAGUCGAUAGAAUAAGUAGACGUCAGAUUGAUGAAUUCAUUCAUUACGUAAGGAAAUAUAAGAAUUAUAGAUAUUUGGAUCUCUUAAACGUACUUUGCGUUUGUAAUGGUGUUGCAAUAUCUAAUAAUCAGUCGUAUAUAACCGAAAAAUGGCUAGUUAACGACAACAGAGGCGUCUAUUUAACGCAAAGGGGUCAGAAUAUUAGACGACAAACAAAUAUUAUUUACAUCUCUACCGAUUUAGGUUAUACUUGGUCUCCACUUCACGAGUUUGUAAAGGAAGGUAGCACAUUCUAUGAUGAAGAGCAGAAGCUUUUCCUUGAACAUCAAUUAGAUCUAUUCAGAAAGUUAUGCGACGGUAGAAAUGAAUACGUUAUUCAAAUAAUAAGCAGAGAAUUAAAGUAUAUUAGCUGGGAAGAAGCAUUCUUAUGUGUUCGCCUAAAUAUUCUUCCAGACGAAUUAAGGGCUAAAUACUGCGAUUUGAUAAUAGGCCUAUUCGUCGAUGUUGGUAACAAUUACGCUGUUUUGGAAUAUAGAAAUUUGUCUUUUGCCUACGAUGAUAUUGAUAUAAGAGAACCAAUAGAGGAUGGAUUCGGAGAAGGAACCGAAAUAGUCGUCAAAGAUCUCGUCACAAUAUUCCCAGUUCUGAGGGAUUGGAUAAUGGAGGUAUUGAAUAAUCAUGAACACUUUGUAGCUAGUAAUGUAGGCUAUAAUAAAUUAAUUGAACAAGUAGUAAAACUUUUGGAUUUACUUGUCAAAUAUGGAUAUUAUGGAGCGGAAAGAGAUAUCAAAGAUUUACAAACGCCUUUACUUACUCUUUUAGAAGGUGAGAAUGAUAUACCUUUUCCAGUAGAAGAAGCACAUAGUUCGGAAGCGAAGAAAUUAUUAAAAGAAUAUAAAGAGAAGAUGAGAUAUGAAAAGACAAUUGAAAAUUCCAGUAUUGUAGAAGUUAAAUAUCAAGCUCUUCAAGUUCUCGAACUUCUACUUAAUUACCAAUUUCAGACGAGACUGAAAUAUUUUGUUGCCCUUUUCAAACAGGCAGAAAGAGGUCGAGCGGCUAAGAAAACUAACGUACAAUUACAGACUCUCCUCUCUCCUUCUUUCGAUCCUGGCGAUCAAUCAAAAUACUCUAUUCAGAGGAAAUUGACAAAAACCCUUAGGGAAGCUUUUGACAAGACUUCAUAUUUUGAAAAGAGGCAACUGAUAGAUGUCCUCUUAGAUUUAUCAAAAUAUAACUAUGAUAAACUGGUUGUAAAGUCUUUGUCGGUACUUAAUAAAUUCUUCUCAUCAAGGACUGGAGCUUUUCAAGCGGCUAUAGAUUCGCAAAUCCUUUUGACAGCCGAUUCAGUUAGGGUUCACAGAGACUUUAUAGAUUUUCUUCCUAUGCUUAGGAGACUAGCUAGAGCUAAAAUAUCUCCUCAACAAGUUGAAACUACUGUGGCAAUUUUAGACAAACUAAGAAAACUUUGCCAAGUACCUUACGAUAUUAACGAAAGGCAUUCAAUCAACCAGAAUAUCCUGUUAAAUCAUGAUAUUUUAUCAAUAAUAUUCGAUACACUCAAUAGUCAACGUAUAGAUUCCAAGUUAAUAGAUGAUUACCGAGAAGCAAGAAUUGUUAUACAAAAAACUCUUGAACUACUCAAAUCCCUUACGAAGAAUAACGAAAUUGUGCAGAGAAGAGUUUUCGAGAGAUUAGACCUAUUACUAACUGUUACAGGUGUUGAAAAUCAAAUAGCUUUAACACUUCGGGAAGCGUUUGUAAAUAAUAGGCCAAAUUGCCUUAAAAUUUCACCAAAACAAUUAGAAAGAAUAGUAAAUAUAAUAUCAAACCUUCAAUGCGAAGCACCUGAAUUUCUCAGCUUGUUAUCUGAUAUCGUAAGAGGAGAUUCCGAUAUUCCUUUGAAAAGGAAUCAAACAUACAUUAUCAAAUAUAUUAUACGAAAUUAUUCAAGAAUAGCCUACAUCUUGGAUAAACCUAGGGAACAGAGAGAGACCUUAUUAACGAAUAGGAUUAAAUCACCUAAUUUGGAUUAUUUAAUAAGAUUAGUUGAAUUAUUAGCGGUUUGUGCCGAUGGUGAAAAUAAAUUUAUAGAAGCUUUAUGCCAAUCAGCCGUUCCUUUGGAAGAACUAUUGGAAAUAUUAAAGAAUGAUCAAGUUAGCCUAUUCGCUAAGCAAUAUUAUAUACUCUUCGCACAUAAUGUUUAUCUGAGAACGUCAUCAUCAAUAAUUGAUACAGGAACGGCUAAUUUAAGUCAUGAUCCUUCGUUAUGGUCGUUUAUGGUAUCAUUAAUCGUUCAGAGUACUAUAACAAGCGAUUACAUUUCAAAAUUAGAUGAUGAGACUGCAGAGAAUUUUAAGCCUUUGAAGAUAGAAACAAAUAUGGAGAAUGAACAUUUUCAAGCUCUUCAUUUUCUAUUAGAUUAUGCAAUGCCAUUUCUAAGAACUUUCUUUUCAAAAUUUUAUUCAAAGGACGCUGAUAUUUAUCCGGAAGAGCCUGAAAUAGUUCGACAAUUGGCAGCGUCUCUGUGGGCGUUUGUCAAUUCGAUAAAACGCUUUGUAACGGAUCCAAAACACUUAAAAACGAUUGUUUCGUGUAUGACAACCAUCUUACCUGCGUCCGAAUCGUCUGGUAAAUCUUUGGAUGCAUUUAUUGAAUCUUUAACGUCUAUUGAUUGUUUAAAAGCGGGAAAUUAUUCAAAUAUUGGCCAUGAGAAAUAUUACGAAGCUGAAAUUGAAUUAAAUAGAACUUUUAAGACGUUCGCCAUUAAUGCAAGCUUAGUUUACGGUGGUCCCAAUACAGUUGCCGCUCAAUUAAAAUUGCCUAUAAAGAAAUACGGAAAUAAACCUUAUGUAGAUCUAACAAGUCAUGAAAAAUUACCUUUGGGAGAAGAGUUUCAGGAACACAUUAAUUGCUUCUACAGGCCUAACGAGAAGACUUUUGCCUCUCAAAUAGCUCAAUGUUCAAUAAUAAUUAAACAAUUAGGCAUAUCUGGUAGUGAUUUACGUAUGACCGAAGCGUCUAAAGUUGAGCAAGAAGAAUUAGAUAUCAAAUGUUUACAACUCCUUAGGGGUGUUAUACACAACCAUAUUGUUAAAUUACCAAAUGAUUGGGAAGAGCAUCCCUUAAGAGCUAAAAGAGAAUUAGCUAAGAUAGCAGAAGUUCAAACUUGCUUAUGUACAAUGGGGGCAAUUGUUGAAGUUCUUCCUUUACUUACAUAUUCCAGUGACGAUAUGGCAAGGGAGACUUUAGCUUUUCUCUCUUCCAUAUUAUUUAAUGCAAAUCGUCAAGUACAAAGAUCCUUAAUUGACUAUUUCAAGGCCACAAGAGAGGAAGUCUUCUUUCUUGCCGUUCGCAAUCGUAUGCAUUUAUCAACGAUUUCAAUUAAGGAAAGGAAAAGUCUUGCCGCCCAAAAUAGGCGAAUAACACCUAAUGUUAAAGGACAACAUGACCAUCAUUAUCAUGAUUUACGCUCAACAAUAAGAAUUAGGAGGGAUGCCCUAGAGAAGAUAGAACACUACGAGUCAACAUUAAAGAGAAAUCGAAAGAGAAAGAGUAGGAGGGCUAGUCUUGCCACUUUGCAAACUCAAAUUUCAACUAAGUCUAUUCCAGGGGAAGAGGAGAACAAAGACUUAGUAGGUAUUCAAGUAGAAGAGGACAGAAACUCUAUUGCAGAAGGGAAUCACACGGAUGAUGAAGUAAAGGAUGGAGGUUUCAUAGAGCUAGUCUUAAAGGUUCUUGCUCAAAUGUGCGAUGGACAAUAUGUAGAAUUACAGGAUUACUUAAGAGAUCAACCAGAUAAUAUUAAAUCAUUUAAUCUUAUAGCAGAGACGGCAUCUUUCCUUUCAAUGGUAUAUUCGAACGUCACAUCAUCAAAUAUCGACUUAGUCAUACAACUAUUUGAGACUCUUAAUGAAUUUGCGUCAGGAAAUCAGGCUAAUCGAGCAGUUAUUGUAACGAAUAAAGUUGUCGACUACGCCAAUUUUAUCCUUCGUUCAUGCGAAACUGAUGACUUUACAGAUUGUAGCUCAGAUAAGAUUCUUACAAUGAAAAAAGCAAUUUCUAGCCUUAUUUAUUCUCUUAUUGAAGAGAACGGUAGAGAAAAAUUAAAAGUUGCUUGCGAAGUUAAGGAUACAGUUGACAAAGAAGCAUUCUAUAAAGUAAUGACAGAUUGCUAUUGGAAAAGUCAAGAUAAAUAUCCAAAGAUUCGACAACUAUUGCAUUUAAAUAGAUGGAAUAGUUUGAAUAGCGCAAAAGAAAGUUUACAUGUGUUUUCAUACCGUAUUAAAUUAUACGCUAGUCAAUUAAUUAAAGGUCGGCAAAGGAGUAUGGCCGAUGAGAUAUCCGAAGUAGGUUUCUCCUAUUUUAAUGUAAUUGCUCGCCUAAAUGAUAUUGGAGCAUUACAGCAUCGUUUAACAGUUGCAAAACAAAAACAAAUGCUAAAUGAUUCAUUAGAUCGAAUGGAAUCAAAUCAAAAAAAGGCUUUUGAGUAUUUCAAAAGGAAUACAAUGACAAUUGAAAUUGUAAAGGAUGAUGAUUUGCAGAAAAUCCACUUUAGAGUAAGAAGUCAACAAGUUUUAAGAGAGCAGAUAAAAGAAAAAUUAAAAUGGAGUGUUGAUAGGUCAUCUCCAAGUAAUAAAAUAAGAGAUUUAAUGAAUUGGUCUAAAGAUAUCGUUACAGAUAUUUAUUAUCAAAGGAAAAUAUUAUCCAAUUGGUUGGCCGCUUUUAUAACUCGUAGAUGGUUAGCGUGGAACUAUGGUGUUAUCCUACUCAGUUUGGCAAUAAAUUUCCUUAUGUUAGUGUCGUGGAAUGCGAAAUUUUCACUUAUAGAAUUACCCAAUAAUGCUACUUCCCUACCAUCGGCAUUAUGGGAUCCCAUUCCUCAGAUGAAAGUUUCCAAUUAUUACGAUCUUCUCUACGUUUUGGGAGGAUGUCACGCCGCGUUCUGCGUGCUUUUGUUUAUUAGUUAUCUACUAUCAAAUCAUCCUCGCCUCCCCAAUUUGGCAUCAGCUCGCUCUUUCCUUGGACUUUCCAAAGAGACUGACCUAAGUGAAGAUGGAAUUGAAAUAAGUAAAAAGCGGAUAUAUAAAUCAAAAUUAGACGUCCACCUUUUAAGCCUAUCAACCUUAUAUUAUGUCGCCUUGGUGGGACUUUCAUUGGCUGGAACAUUUUAUCAUGGAUAUUUUUUUGCAUUUCAUUUAUUGAAUAUUGUAAAUAACAAUCAAUUGUUGAUUGGUGUUAUACAAGCCGUCACACAGAACGGAAGAUCCCUAAUAUGGGUUGCAAUAUUAGGUCUAAUAAUGUUUUAUUUGUAUGCAGUAAUAGGUUUUGCAGUCUUUCGGGAUCUAUUCAAACCUCAACAGCACCUUUAUUGCGCCUCUUUGUGGCAAUGUACAGUUACAAUGAUUAGAUAUGGUCUUGUUGGAGACUAUAGUGAAGUUUUACACAGGCAUCACCUGAAUAAUUCAUUUGUAAAUUUUGCUUAUCUGGCUAUUUAUGAAGUAUCCUUUUUCGUAUUUAUAACGACGAUAGGCCUAAAUAUAAUAUUUGGCAUCAUCGUGGACACUUUUAGCGAGUUAAGGGAUUUGAAAUGGACAGCCGAAAGAGAUAUGAGGGAUACGUGUUUCAUUUGUUCUCGCAAAUCGUACGAUUUUGAGCAUCAUGGUCUAGGAUUUAACCAUCAUGUUCAAAAUGAACAUAAUAUGUGGGCCUAUAUCUUCUUCUUUAUCCAUUUGCACGAUACAAAACAGAACGACUAUACUGCAUUGGAUUUAUAUGUUUUUAAGCUUUUAGGUUUAGAUAGGCAUACAUUUUUCCCAUUGAAUAGAGCACUAUCUUUAUCAACCGUCGAUGACGAUUCAACGGAAAGUAAAAUCGACGAACUGUUAGAGAAUGUAUCGAAUCUUGUCGAAAAGCAAAAAUGGGAAGAGAAUGAAAAGAAGAGGCUGAAGGAUAGAGACGAAUUAAGACAAUGGCAAGAGAGACAUAGGCAUAUGGCAAUCACUCGUAGACAGGAUAGGGAAGAACAACAAUCGAAAACUCUACAAAUUCUAGAAGAAACAUAUCUAUAA
Dimorphilus gyrociliatus is the source of this 7915-nucleotide messenger RNA. The record is from the annotation of a GenBank genome assembly. Lineage: Eukaryota; Metazoa; Annelida; Polychaeta; Dinophilidae.